Molecule: messenger RNA, 1866 nt
Organism: Plasmodium gonderi
Lineage: Eukaryota; Apicomplexa; Aconoidasida; Haemosporida; Plasmodiidae
Exons: 1
Coding region: 1-1866 (621 amino acids)
Biological process (GO): rRNA methylation
Cellular component (GO): mitochondrial large ribosomal subunit
Molecular function (GO): methyltransferase activity
Source: RefSeq, a predicted model, not a curated record
AUGAAAUGUAGUGGGAAAGUAGGAUAUUUUUUGAACCUAAAAAAGGAAUAUGGAGAGAGAGCAACUAUUCUGUUAAGGGCUAUGGAGGAAGAAAAGACAGCUCAAGGGGCAUUCGUAACAGAUUUUGUAAAAGUGGAUUUUCUCAAUUUGACGAAAAUUCUCUUGCAUAUGAUAAAUACAAAUAAGGUGAAAACAAGUUUCGAUGGUUUGUAUGUAGACAAGGAUUAUGAAAAAUUGCUUACUCAUUUCGGCACACCGGAAAAUGGAAAGGAACCGAUUCGACAAGGAGAAAAACAAAGCGAAAGUGAAAAUCGAAGCGAAAACCAAAAUCGAAGCGAAAACCAAAAUCAAAGAGAAAAACAAAACCAAAGCGAAAAACAAAACCAAAGAGAAAAACAAAACCAAAGCGAAAAACAAAACCAAAGAGAAAAACAAAACCGAAGCGAAAACCAAAAUCAAAGAGAAAACCAAAACCAAAAUGAAAAUCAUAACCAAAAUGAAAAUCAUAACGAAAACCAAAACGAUUUCGCCCACGCAACUAUCAGGGGGAGUGAAAAAGGAAAUUAUUCCCGAGAUGCCAAAUUUGACGAACUACUGACGAAUGUGCAUGAACAACAAAAGGAUGCCCAUAAAUUGGAUACACUUCUAAAUGAACAAUUUGUCCAAGGGAAAAAUUUCACUACUGCCAAAAAAGAACAGAAUGAUAACCUACCUUCAUCAUUGGAUGUAGCAGUGUCACCAAGGAUAACCUCGCUCACAAGUGAAAAGUACGAAAAAAUAAUUAUACACAAAUCAGAACUGAUAAAUGUAAAUGACAUAGUAAAGCAUAAUGGAGAAGUUGAAGAUAUAAGUAAGAUUAUAUAUUAUUUAAACCCGUGUUCUGUUUUAUCAGCAUAUUUCUUAAAUAUACAAAAAAAUGAAAAUAUACUUGAUAUGUGUGCAGCCCCGGGGGGAAAAUCGCUAGUUAUUGCAAAUAAAAUAUUUGGUUAUGAUACAUAUGCACUAAAUAGAAUUAGAAAUGUUAAAUGGAUAAACGAUACAAGUGUCCAAAUCACAUGCUGUUUAAACAUGGUUAAUUAUUACGCAAGGAAUACACAAGGUUUUUUUGUCGUUAACGAAAUUAACAAAACACGGUACGAUAGAUUGAAACAAGUAUUAUUCAAACAUUUACCUAAAGAUUUAUUGACAUCUAAUAAUUUACACAUAACAAAUUACAAUGGAUUAAAUUUAAAUUCAUUUAUGAGAUUUCCAAAAUUUCAUAAAAUUUUGUUAGACGUUCCAUGUUCAACUGACGAACAUUUAAUGAAAAAAAAAAAUAUAGAUUUAUUAAACAAAUGGACUAGUAAUGUUAUAAAAAAUAACGCAAAUAUACAAUUUGAAUUACUUAAUAAUUGUUUUCAGUUGUUGCACACAAAUGGAAUUCUUAUUUAUUCAACAUGUGCCAUUUCCCACUAUGAGAACGAUCAUGUGAUUGAAAGGUUUUUAAAAAAAUAUAAAAACAGCGUAAAAAUUGUAGAUUUUAUACAGGAAGAGUAUCAAAAAAGGUAUUCUCUCCUCCAUCACGACAAUAACAUAGAUUCCAAUUUUUUUGAAGAACAAUUCUUCCCAAAUGAACAUAUGCAACAAGUACAGCCACUUACCCAUCAUACGAAAAACAGCAAAGAGCAGGAUAAUAAACACAAUACAGAGGAAUUAUUUCGAACGGGUGGAGACUACUCCACUAAUCAGAUCCCUCACAUACCACCCCAAAGGGAAGCAAAUAUGCACUUCCUAACCUUUUUCGAAAAAACCAAAUAUGGAUAUAUUUCCUUGCCAGAUAGGUCCCCCUUUGGGAUUUUAUACAUUUGCAAAAUUCAGAAAAUUUGA